AUGGUCGAUGCAGAGACGGCCCAUUCCUUGUGCACCGGACUCCAUCGGUAUUUGUGCCAACAUGACUGCGGACGGAUCCUUCUGGCAACUUGCAAGAAAUCGGUCCUGCCCUUCUUGCAGCCGGAUUUCGUGAUUGAACUGCUACCUGACAAGGCGGUUGUGCACCGAAACGGUCAUGGGAUUUCCGCGCUGACGAGUCCGAUGAGGCCCAUGGUGUCCAUCAACACCGCGGUGGAGCGCUUUGCUGGUGGCCCGGGAGGCGGAUGGCGUGGUCCCGAGGAAUCCUUGGAUGACAUGCCUCUCCAGAGCAGAACUGGUCAAAGGAUCCCGGGUGCUUCGGUGCGAGAGGAAUUCCAAGUGUCCGUUGGCCUGGACGAAUGCACAGCAGCGGUGUCAAAAGCCUUCGACCAUCCCUUUGAUGGAAGCAUUAAGCAAAAGUGCUUCCGGCUCAAGCCUGAAGCUUUGAGCUUUUCCUGGAGCAUCGGUGCCAUCAUCGGUCCAUCGGGGUCUGGGAAGAGCACCAACCUGAAGAACUUCGGCCAAGGUUUGCCAUUCCAAUGGGACCCAGCGAAGUCCGUCUGGGAUCAACUUCCAUAUGGCGACAAGAAGAAGCUUCUGGAGGCGGUGACCCUGGGAGAGGCCGCAGCACGGCGCAGCUACGACCAGCUGAGCGCCGGAGAGCGCAGUCUGGCGCAGCUGGCGCGCAGCCUCUGCAGCAAUGGAAGUGUCAUCACCGUGGAUGAAUUUACAUCUUUGCUUGAUCGGCAUCGGGCAUAUCAGGUGUGCACCAAGAUACAUCCUUUCAUCAUGGAGAGGGGCAUUCAGCUGGUGGUUGCGGGAUGUCACAAAGACAUCGCGGAUUGGCUCCGAGUGAACUGGGUCUUCGAAGCUGACAGCGGCGAGCUGCUCCAGGUCCAGGACUUCACUGUGGGAAGUCCACCGCCACGCAUUGCAGUGUCCUUUGAAGUGCCCAAGAUCGAUUUGGUCAUGCGACGGCUGGAAACAAGCACGAGAAGCCGGAACAUUUUCGCCAGCCAUUUUGAGGCACACCAUUACAUGGAUGGCCUGCUACCUACUGGUCUCUAUGGUCAGCUGAUCCGGACGACCAGCGGAGAACUCGUGGCUUUUCACGCCGUCUCUGCACAGCCGGGCCAAAUCCACAACGCCAUGCGCGAAUCGCGCCUGGUGGUGCUCCCACCAUGGCAAGGUUAUGGCAUUGGCCCUCGGGCAAGCACUCUCGCUGCAGAGCUGAUCGUAGCAUCAGGCAUGCGCUUGUUCUGCAAGACCUCGCAAGAGGCGCUCGGUUCGCAUCGAAGCAAAGCACCGUACUUGUGGCGACCAACCACGACAAAUGGAAAGCCAAUGACUGCCAGCCUUUCGGAAGGCUUCACGAGGAAGCGCAAACGGGAAGCCAAGCGGCUGGAGGGCGGCUCGGCUCGGCACGAAGGUGAUGUGGUUGACAACAUCGACGUUGAACCUCCUGUCUUUGAUGCGGACUGCGUUGCCUGCGUCCGCGAGAGGGAUGGAGUGAGGCGGGCGGGCAGACCUCCGAAGCACACCUGCGGCCGAGCACCGAAAGCUCCCUUGGACAACGAUAUCGCGCAUCGUCGUCCAGUGGUGCGCCGCGUGUGCUACAGCCACGAGUAUAUUGGGCCGGGCCGCCACCAGCAGAAGGGUCCUGUCGAGGAUGUGAAUGAAGAAGAGUUGAAGGCGAGCACGAUGCUGAAGUUGAUGACGACUGAGCAGAUUCCGGAGAUGGCGGAGAUUGUCCUUGUGUGA
This is a messenger RNA of Durusdinium trenchii, 1779 nucleotides long. NCBI's taxonomy places the organism in Eukaryota, Dinophyceae, Suessiales, Symbiodiniaceae. The record is from the annotation of a GenBank genome assembly.